AUGGAACGCGCAUAUAUUGGCCCUCCCUCUUUAUCUGCUGCGUCCGCCGAGCCGCCCGCUGCACCGAACACCGAGCCGCAGGCCAUACACCGUGCAGGCCUACACGAUCUAUCAAUCUCCACUCUUGAUGCGUACCACCUCGUUAGUCAGUGUGGCAUUCAGCAUGGUGCACAGCCGCCUCCAGCAUUCCUCAAGUUCGUCCGCAUCACAGUCGCCGUCAUUGUCAUUCUAGGCUACGGCACUGACCUCCUCGCCACGAGGCGGGCGACGUACUUUCCACUGGUCGUGGCGACGUGUAUCGUCGCGAUCAUCGCGUCCACACUCUGCUACGUCCUAUCGCGCUGCCGCACGGGCUACUUGAACACGGACUCGACGAUUUCGGUGCUGAUGCUGUUCACGAUUAGCACCGGCAUCGUCGCGAUGCUGUACUCGUUGAUGGCGAUGCCGGCAGCGCUGACCGAUGCGUUCGAGAUGAUAACCAAUUUCCUCGUCACGCACCCCGACCAUUGUUUCCGUGGCGCCAUGGGCGAGCUCGAUGCCACGUACGGAGCCGUGUUCAUCGGAGCCUUCGUGUCCGCCGUAUUGUUCGGGGUGACCAAUUUGCAGGCGUUUAUUUACUUCCAAAGGUACUCGAGUGACGGAGUGUGGAGCAAGAUCGCUGUCUGCUGGCUUUGGCUUUUAGAUGCGGUUCACUUGAUAUUCGUCUCAUUGUAUGGACGUUCAAAAUGUAACUCGGAAUUUGCGCAGGCGAUCGUCGUGAUCUCGGUGCAUUCGCUAUACACCGCGCGGGCUAUCGAUGCGAUCUACCCAUCCAUGCUCUUGGUGCGCGCCACCGGGCUAGUCAGCAUGGCAGACAGCCACCUUUCAGCGUUCCUCAAGUUCCUCCGCGUCGCAGUCACCGUCAUCGUCAUUCUAGGCUACGGUAUGUGCUCGUCGUCGAUAUCGAGGUGA
Messenger RNA from Laetiporus sulphureus 93-53, 951 nucleotides. RefSeq lists its product as uncharacterized. NCBI's taxonomy places the organism in Eukaryota, Fungi, Basidiomycota, Agaricomycetes, Polyporales, Laetiporaceae. Bases 1 to 951 code for a protein of 316 amino acids. The record is from RefSeq and is a predicted model, not a curated record. The transcript has 17 exons.